Molecule: messenger RNA, 15673 nt
Organism: Girardinichthys multiradiatus
Lineage: Eukaryota; Metazoa; Chordata; Actinopteri; Cyprinodontiformes; Goodeidae
Gene: cacna1ab
Product: calcium channel, voltage-dependent, P/Q type, alpha 1A subunit, b
Exons: 49
Coding region: 245-7543 (2432 amino acids)
Biological process (GO): chemical synaptic transmission; calcium ion import across plasma membrane
Cellular component (GO): neuronal cell body; membrane; voltage-gated calcium channel complex
Molecular function (GO): high voltage-gated calcium channel activity; calcium ion binding
Source: RefSeq, a predicted model, not a curated record
CCCUCCCUACUCACAAAUGGAGGUACCUUCUUGGCGCUGAAGACCUGGAAAGGAAAAAAAGCAGAUCUAGAUAGAGGUGGAAGUACAUAGAGAACACGAGGGAGAGACAGAGACAGAUACCAAACCAAACUCCAUUUUGCAUGUGUCUUUGGAGCCGAGGCUGAUGGGGUGGUGGCAUGUGGAGGUGUCACUCUGAGGUUUCCCCCCGGCUCCUUCCUAACCUCUGGCGUUUGGUGUCUGCAGAAUGGCGCGCUUUGGAGACGAGCUACCCAACAGGUACGGAGGAGGAGGAGGUGGUGGUGGCGGUGGUGGCGGGGGUGCCGGCGGACAAGGGGGGCCCGGCCGUGGCGGCAGCAGGCAAGGUGGGCCCCCCGGGGCGCAGCGGAUGUACAAGCAGUCGAUGGCCCAGAGAGCCCGGACCAUGGCCCUGUACAACCCCAUACCCGUCCGGCAGAGCUGCCUAACGGUCAACCGCUCCCUCUUCCUCUUCAGCGAAGACAACGUGGUGAGGAAGUAUGCCAAAAAGAUCACCGAAUGGCCUCCAUUUGAAUGGAUGAUCCUCACCACCAUCAUAGCAAACUGCAUUGUCCUGGCUCUGGAACAGCACCUUCCUGAUGGAGACAAGACACCUUUGUCCGAAAGACUGGAAGAGACAGAGCCCUACUUCAUUGCCAUAUUCUGUUUUGAGUCUGGAAUCAAGAUCCUGGCUUUGGGAUUUGCAUUACAUAAGGGCUCCUAUCUAAGGAACGGCUGGAACGUCAUGGACUUUGUAGUAGUCCUCACUGGGAUUCUGUCCUCUGUGGGGUCACAGCUGGAUCUGAGGACGCUUCGAGCUGUGAGAGUGCUGCGGCCACUAAAGUUGGUGUCUGGAAUUCCCAGCCUACAGGUGGUCCUCAAGUCCAUAAUGAAGGCCAUGAUCCCCCUGCUUCAGAUUGGUCUGCUGUUGUUCGUGGCUAUCCUCAUGUUCGCCAUCAUCGGCUUGGAGUUCUACAUGGGAAAAUUCCACACGACCUGCUAUGAUGACAUUACAAAAGAGACAGUGGAAGAACGUCCAUGUGGUAAUAAAACACCUUCCCGAUUGUGCCCUAAUGGAUCAACAUGUAGUCCUGGAUGGAUUGGACCAAACUAUGGCAUCACCCAGUUUGACAACAUCCUGUUCGCUGUUCUCACAGUCUUCCAGUGCAUCACUAUGGAAGGAUGGACAGACAUGCUCUACUACAGCAAUGACGUGGAGGGCAGCAUGUGGAACUGGAUGUAUUACAUCCCCCUUAUCAUCAUCGGCUCCUUUUUCAUGCUCAACCUGGUGCUGGGUGUACUUUCAGGGGAAUUUGCCAAAGAGAGGGAACGGGUGGAAAACAGGAGUGAGUUCCUUAAGCUGAGGCGACAGCAGCAGAUUGAGAGAGAGCUCAAUGGAUACUUGGAGUGGAUCUGCAAAGCAGAGGAGGUGAUUCUGGCUGAGGAAGAUGCUACGGGGAACUUUGAUGGUUCGAGACGAAGGCCAACCAUCAAAACCAGAAAUAACAAAACAGAGCUUCUAAAUCAAGAGGAAGGAGAGGACAAUAUAGGAGAUGCAGUAGGAUUUGCUCGUUCCAGUAUAAAGAGCACUAAGGAAGGCACCAACUACAGUAAAAAAGAGCGACGACUGCGAUUCUUCAUCCGGAAGAUAGUGAAGACGCAGGCCUUCUAUUGGACAGUUCUCUGCCUGGUGGGCCUCAACACCAUCUGUGUGGCCGUGGUGCAUUACAACCAGUCAGAGCUUCUUUCUGACUUUCUCUUCUAUGCAGAGUUCAUCUUCCUCGGUUUGUUCAUGUCUGAGAUGCUGAUCAAGAUGUAUGGUCUGGGCAUCCAGCCCUACUUCCACUCUUCAUUUAACUGCUUCGACUGUGUGGUUAUUGUUGGCAGCAUCUUUGAGGUUGUGUGGGCCACCAUAAAACCAGGCACAUCAUUCGGCAUCAGCGUGUUACGAGCUCUCAGGCUGUUGCGCAUUUUCAAAGUCACCAAGUACUGGGCACCACUUAGAAACCUGGUGGUUUCUCUGUUGAACUCCAUGAAGUCCAUUGUCAGCUUGCUCUUCCUCCUUUUCCUCUUUAUUGUGGUCUUUGCUUUGUUGGGGAUGCAGCUUUUUGGAGGACAAUUCAACUUUGAAAGUGGAACUCCACCUACCAAUUUUGAUACUUUUGCAGCAGCAAUCAUGACAGUGUUUCAGAUCCUGACAGGAGAGGACUGGAAUAUGGUGAUGUAUGAUGGCAUUGAGUCACAAGGAGGAGUAAAUGACAAAGGAAUGGUCUUCUCCAUCUUCUUCAUCGUCCUCACACUCUUUGGCAACUACACACUGCUGAAUGUCUUCUUGGCUAUCGCUGUUGACAAUCUGGCCAAUGCCCAGGAACUCACCAAGGAUGAAGAAGAACAGGAAGUGGCAGCUAACCAAAAGACAGCACUACAGAAGGCUAAGGAAGUGGCAGAGGUCAGCCCACUAUCUGCUGCAAACCUGUCAAUUGCUGCGAAGGAGCAGCAGAAGAACCACAACAAGGCCAACAAGUCUGUGUGGGAGCAGAGAACCAGUGAGAUUCGGCGACAAAACCUGAUGACGAGCCGCGAGGUGCUGUACAAUGAGCUGGAACAGGAUGACUGGAAGGUUGAAGGAGAAGGAGAGGUUUCAUACCCACAGAAAGCACGUGGUGAUAUGAAAACACACCUGGACAGACCUUUGGUGGUAAACCCACAGGACAAUCGCAACAACAACACCAACAAGACCCAACCUGGUGAGCUGCCACUGGAUCAGCAGUAUCGACGGCAGGAUAUUGAUCACCGCCGUCGUGCUACCCACCACUGCCACUACCGCCACCAUCAACAUCAGAAACCCACUAACCCAGUCAGUGUAGAUACAAGCCAGCUUAUGGAAACCAACAUAGGGCAUGGUUUCAGCUGCACAUCUCUGGGUAACAUAGAAGGAAACAUGGAACGCCACCAAGACGAGGAGAAACACAGCCACCGGAGUCAUCGAGGCCAUCGACACAGGAACAGAGAGUGCAGGGAGGCUCGCAGCAUUUCUCCCCAUCAUAGUGAAGGUGCAGAUGGCAAUGGUGAGGCAAGGAGGUGCCGACAGUACCGCAGGACAGCCAAGGAGGGGGACGAGGGCAGAAGACAUCAAUGUAGGGCAACAGAGGGAGAUGGAGAGAAAAGUGAGGAAGAGGGUGGACAGAAGACAAGACGACAUUGGCAUUGCAACCAGGAAAGAUGCAGAGGACAUCGUGUCAGAAAAGAACACCACAGCACCUGUCCCAGCCUCUCAACUACACGACCCAUACAGCAGUAUAACGAGGACCUUGACAACUUCCGCAACAACAGCAAGCUGGCCAGUGCCCAUGAGCACCCUUAUGAUCUCCCACCCGAUCACCCAGAUCAUCCAGACCACCUCAACAACCUGCUGAACUGCCAUGAUGCAGACACCCACACCUUGCUUCAUAGCAUGGACAGUCUCAUCUUGACCAGCAUGGCAAAGCCUGACUACACCACGAUAGACAUGCCCCCUGUGUACCCCUAUCCCUCGACCAAUGCCAUCUUACAAGUGAACAAGAAUGCCAACACUGACCAGAAGAAAAGCGAGGAGAAGAAGGAAGAGGAGGAUGAGGGUGAAGAUGAAGAUGGCCCUAAGCGCAUGCCUCCCUAUAGUUCCUGCUUCAUAAUGUCUACGACCAACCCGUUUCGGAAGUGCUGUCACUACAUCCUUACUCUGAAGUACUUUGAGUUCAGCAUCCUGUCUGUCAUCGCUAUGAGCAGCAUCGCCCUUGCAGCAGAGGAUCCUGUCAAGCCUGACUCACCACGAAACAAUGUGCUGCGGUAUUUUGACUACGUUUUCACAGGGGUCUUCACAUUUGAAAUGUUGAUCAAGAUGGUUGUGCUGGGCUUGUUUCUCCACCAAGGGUCUUACUUCCGUGACUUGUGGAACAUUCUGGACUUUAUAGUGGUUAGUGGUGCUCUGGUGGCCUUCGCCUUCACGGGGAGCAGCAAAGGUAAAGACAUCAGUACAAUUAAAUCCCUGCGUGUGCUGAGGGUACUACGUCCACUUAAGACCAUCAAGCGCCUCCCCAAGUUAAAGGCAGUUUUUGACUGUGUGGUGAACUCCCUGAAGAAUGUGUUAAAUAUCCUAAUCGUCUACAUGCUCUUCAUGUUCAUCUUUGCUGUUGUGGCUGUGCAGUUGUUUAAGGGCCGCUUCUUUUACUGCACAGACGAAUCAAAAGAAUUCGAACGGGACUGCAGGGGCGAAUAUUUAGUUUAUGAAAAAGAAGAAGUAAAAGCUGAGAAGCGGGAAUGGAAGAAGUACGAUUUUCACUACGACAACGUGGCUUGGGCCUUGCUCACCCUCUUCACCGUCUCCACCGGAGAGGGGUGGCCACAGGUGUUAAAACACUCAGUGGACUCCACUUAUGAGGAUCAGGGCCCAAGUCCGGGUUACAGGAUGGAAAUGUCCAUCUUUUACGUGGUGUACUUCGUUGUCUUCCCUUUCUUCUUUGUCAACAUCUUUGUGGCUCUCAUCAUCAUCACCUUCCAAGAGCAAGGGGAUAAGAUGAUGGAAGACUACAGCUUGGAAAAGAACGAAAGAGCCUGUAUAGAUUUUGCCAUUAAUGCCAAGCCUCUGACUCGCCACAUGCCAAAGAACAAACUGAGCUUCCAGUAUCGUAUGUGGCAUUUUGUUGUGUCCCCUCCCUUCGAGUAUAGCAUCAUGGCUCUGAUUGCACUCAACACAAUUGUCCUGAUGAUGAAGUUUGAAGGUGCAUCUAAGAGUUACGAUAAUGUGCUAAAGUACCUAAACAUUGUGUUCACCACCUUCUUCUUUAUGGAAUCUAUCCUGAAAAUCAUUGCUUUUGGUCCUUUGAAUUACUUCAGAGACGCCUGGAACGUUUUUGAUUUUGUCUCAGUCAUCGGAAGCAUUACUGACAUAUUGGUAACAGAGUUUGGGGAUAAUUUCAUCAACUUGAGCUUCCUGAGGCUUUUCAGGGCAGCUCGUCUCAUUAAGCUCCUGAGACAGGGGGAAACAAUCCGGAUCUUACUAUGGACUUUUGUCCAGUCCUUUAAGGCUCUGCCAUAUGUGUGCCUGCUCAUUGCCAUGCUCUUUUUCAUCUACGCCAUCAUUGGCAUGCAGUUGUUUGGAAACAUAGCUCUAGACGAGGAGGAAGAAAGUGCCAUCGAUGAGCACAACAACUUCAGAACUUUCAUUAUGGCCUUAAUGCUGCUAUUCCGGAGUGCUACAGGUGAGGCAUGGCAUGAAAUCAUGCUGGCGUGCCUGGGAGAGAAAAAAUGCGACCCAGACUCAGGAAAUACAGGGAAGGAGUGUGGCAGCACCUUUGCCUACACAUACUUUGUCUCCUUUAUUUUCCUCUGCUCCUUCCUGAUGCUAAAUCUCUUUGUGGCUGUCAUCAUGGACAAUUUUGAGUACCUGACCAGAGACUCAUCUAUUCUUGGGCCCCACCAUUUGGACGAAUAUGUAAGGAUUUGGGCUGAAUACGACCCAGCUGCCUGUGGGCGCAUACAUUAUAAGGAUAUGUACAGUUUAUUGCGAGUUAUCUCCCCUCCUCUGGGCCUUGGCAAGAAAUGCCCACAUAGGGUGGCCUGCAAGAGGCUCCUUCGCAUGGAUCUGCCCGUUGCUGAUGACAACACAGUUCAUUUUAACUCCACCCUCAUGGCUCUGAUCAGGACAGCACUGGAUAUAAAGAUUGCCAAGGGCGGUGCAGAUAAGCACCAGAUGGAUGCAGAGCUGAGAAAGGAGAUGAUGGCUAUCUGGCCAAAUUUAUCACAGAAGACUCUGGACCUGCUGGUUACUCCACACAAGGCAGCCACAGACUUGACGGUGGGCAAAAUCUACGCUGCCAUGAUGAUCAUGGAAUACUACAGACAGAGCAAGACCAAAAAGCUGCAGGCCCUGCAAGAGGAACAGUGCUCCUCCCUUCCUAACCGAACGCCAUUAAUGUUUCAGCGCAUGGAGCCACCCUCUGAGGGAGGGGGCACUGACGGCCAGGGGGGGCAAGGCCAGAAUGGUCUCCCCAGCACUCAGCCAAACAACAUCAACAGCAUACCUCCUGAAGGUGGCUUGACUGAAAGCCAAUCGUGGAUGACGGCUAAAGCACAGGAAAUGUUCCACAAGACUGGUAACUGGAGCCCGGACCAACCCUACCCUGACGACAUCCAUGCGAACCGCCACAAUCCCCAGACUGUAGAGAUGAGGGAGAUGGGGCGGGACGGGUACUCCAACACUGAGCCCUGUCACCCAAUGGAUGGGCAUGGGCGGACCCUCUCCAUGCCCCGCCUCUCGGCAGACAACCAACGGAGGAGACACAGACCCCGUGGAAAUAACCUCAGUACCAUCACUGACAAUAGUCCAAUGCGACGCUCUACCUCCAGUCUAGUCCACGGGCGUUCAGGUCGUGGAGUGAGGCUGGAUGAUUACUCGUUGGAGAGGGUGGUCUCUGAGGAGGGGAGACACGGCGGUGGGCGCAGGCACAGGGACAGAAGUCAUCGUACUUCACAGCGAUCACUGACCAGAUAUACAGACGCUGACACAGGUAUCAUAUCUAUUUCAUGUCUAGGUCUGGGCACAGACCUCAGCACCACUACACAGUCAGGGGAUCUGCCUCCCAAGGACCGUGAGCGGGACCGUGGGCGCACCAAGGACCGGCGUCAUCACCACCACCAUCACCGUCAUCACAGCUCAAUUGACAAGGAGCGCUUUGACCACCAUGACUACCCACAUAGACAACCCCAUGACCGCCACUGGUCCCGGUCCCCUAGUGAAGGGGCUGAUGGAAGAAGUCACAAACAGGGCAGUAGUUCGGUAAGUGGCAGCCCGGUCCCCUCUACCUCUGGGACCAGCACUCCAAGGAGAGGCCGCCGCCAGCUACCACAGACUCCUGCUGUUCCACGUCCACACGUCACCUACUCCCCUGCUGUCCGAAAGCCUCUCUAUGGUCCACCGGGUCAAGGCCGUUUGCGCUCACCCUCCCCUCGACACUUCUCUCCGCCGGAUCACGACAGAGGCUAUCACCACCGACCCCCAUCACGUCACGCCUCUCCACAUCACGGCGGCUCCUCGUCCAGGCACGGUUCGCCACGCUCACCUCGACAUCAGUCCCCACACUCACCACUCCACGGGUCACCUCGGUCUCCACACCGAAACCGCUGGAGUGGUCCCCCACCAGGGGACAGCCUAGAGGGUGAUGGGCCCUUCUAUGAGAGAGAUUACGAGUACGAGCGGCACCAUGAGCCUCCCGCCUAUGAGCAGAGCCUCUCCCAUGGCAACCCUCAACCACAUAGUGGAAAUCCUCACCCACAUCCACGCUCACCAAGGACUGCUCAUCAUGGGCCCCCUCUGGCCCCUCACCCGCAUCCACGUAGGGUUCCCAAUGGCUACCGUUCAUCCUCACCUUCUCCACAUAGGAGGGGACCACCAGGGGCACCUCACCCUCACCACCGGCCUCCACAUGCCAGAGGGCCCCGCAAGGGCCUCCAUGAACCUUAUAGUGAGACGGAUGAGGAUGACUGGUGCUAGCGACGGCAUGAGAUGCAGACAGCGGAGGAGAAUAAGAACCAUCACCUCCUGUGCUCUGGCAUUUAUGUAAACGUUUAACAAUGUGAUGGUGAAGUUUUUGAGACCCCCUACCUUCCCCCAUUAGACUCUAAAAAAGAUGUAGUAGGGGUGGAGGUAGGGGGGCAGUGGUGCUGCUAGGAGUCUUUUACUAAUUUUGCAGAAAAAUAAAAUCUCUGUCUGAGCAGCACAUGGGUAUGCUUACAUCGAGAAAGUCCAGAAAACUUAGACAAGGCCAGGGCACAGGAUACCUCUGCCUCUCUCAGUCUCAGAACUACACUUCCCAUAACUAGCCUACACCAUCAAGGUCCAGUUUAAAGGGAGAAGAGAGUUGAGGGAACAGAGAUCCAAGGAGGAGCAUGUGGUUCUAAAACAACGUGAUGUGAUUGUUUCAAGGCCUAACAGCAUUUUGCUUGAACUGGCACGUGAUUGCUUAGAUUUGACAGAUGUGUGCAAGCUCUCACUGGCCAGACUACCUUCAGAAAAUAGCAAAUAAGCUGGACUAAGGAGUACACCGCUUUGACUCUGCUCUAAAACAGAUAAGUUUGAAGAAACAAAAUUCCGUAAUAAAUAGCCAGGAUCCUCCCACUAACCCUUACAUGCCAAGCUAUGCCUCCAGAAAAUGAAACUUGAACAAUGAAUAAGACAGUGAAACUUUACAUGACAGUGAAAAUUUUAAAAAGAGAGUACUUUUACUUUAUCUUAAUGACCUCUCUGUGUCCAAGAGGACAGAACCUAUGAAGCUCCGCCUAUACUGCAAAACCCAGCCAAUCACAGAGCUGGCUGAUAUUUGAUGAGUUUUAUCAUCUCUGUUUACUGUUAUGGACUCACUUAAUGGGGAUGGAACUGCUGUGACAUCACUUCCUGUCCAGAUGGCGCUGGAUGAAAAGUGGGGAGGCCCGACGUGGGCUCACUUCCUGUUAAAGAGCACCAGAGGGAUGGGUCCAGGUUACUAGAGAAGGGAGCUGGUCACUUUGUCAGUCUUUACCCUGUUCUGUUAAUUGACCCAGCAUACAGAGAAUGAGGACCUGACAGGAAAUGACAUCACGCAAUUGAACAUGGCGGAGGAUAGGAAAGGAGGGAUGGGGAAAAAACAGACUAAUUCAGUAUUUCUUCUAUCGAUUGCUUCUCCUUGUUCUUCUUCGGACAUUUGGAGCUUGGUUCUUCUGUUUCAUUUGCUCAGCCUCCUUUGAUCUUUUUCAGAGUCCAAAAAUCGAUGGAAACCUGCAUGAUUGAUAUAAUCCAUUCUAGAGAGGAAAUCUAAGUGGUGUGGGUGGGAAUGGGACCUGGGGGGCUUUAUAGGAAACUUAACAUUUAUGUUCACAAAAGAAGUUAUCUUCUUUCAGACUCUCUUUCUCCGUGUCUCUGACUGUCAAACCUGUCAAGGGUAAUAUUUUGUAUUUUCUUUGUCUUGAAACAGACUAACAGAUUGGCAGGUAUUUUUUUGUCUCAGUUUUCUGUUAAAAGCUCAGUUUCUGCAAACUGUUAAGAGACAAACAAGAAAAAAACCUUUACAGGGUCAUGUUGGUGUCCUGUCUUUUGAGAAAUAUAAAGUGGAGAGAGAGAGUGGACAGAAGCAAACUUCUACCACACUUAAGUUGCUAUUGUUGAUGAUAACAGAAAUUAAUAAUGAUAUUUAAUGUCAUUGCAAAUGAGUGACAAUGAUGAUAUUGUUGACGAUUGACUGAAUGUUAGAAGUGUUGCUGUAGACUUGCUGUUAUGUUAAUUGGAGUUCAGAUAUGCUAUGUCCAUCUAGUUUUUCCAUUCCUUAUGUUGAUAUCCCGUGUUCAGUGAUGUUUACCGGUUCCUGAUGCCUUCAUGCAAUAUUUUUAGGCAUUGAUGGUUUUAUGAACAUUCACUCGGUAGAUUUGCGUGUUGUAACGCAGCUCUAAGCAAUGCAUUCUCUCCAGAAUAGUGGAGGUGGAAGUCAGGGGAGUCUCAGUAUCUGUCCUGCAGUGACCCAAAGGGUCUCAUAAAGCCAGCCCAAAGAUCAGUCACUUGUGCUUAGAGUAUAACACACUGAGAAAGUGAAAGAUGAUUUUACAUGGUUCUUUUUAUUGUUCUAGGAUUGACAUUCUCCAACUUGUUGCCAAAAAAAAAAUCAAUGAAUCUCAAGCCUUUUUUUGUUUUGUUUUGGCUCUAUAGUUUAUCUGUGGGAUUAGUUGUCAGCACUUGAAAGCACAGCAUUGGUGGUACAGGGUUGGUGUCAGUCAGAUGGUCUUUUUGCCACUAGAGGGCAGUUAUCACCACCCAUUUUUCCCCUGCCUUCCCCCUCUACUGGACAGUGCUUUUUGGCCACAUCCUAAUGUCCCGCCUUGCAAUCGACGUCCACUUUCCAAAAAAGUUUUAAUGAAUAUAAAUCAGAUAAAUCAUUCAGGAAACAUUGAUGUGCCCUGAGAGCUGUUGUAUCUUUCCAUUUGUCACCUCAUUUUUCCACCUGCCCUCCCAUUAGCCCUUUUUGUGAAGGCACCCCAGCCCAGUUAAGUGAGUUUGUAGCAAAUCUGAAUCUUUCUCCAUCAAAAAAUUUUUUAAAAAUGCUUAAGAGACUACCAACUUUUCUUUUCUCAUCUAGCUUUGCCAAUUCAUUUGCUUUAACAGCAUAAUAAUAAUAAUACUAUUUUAACCCUUAUUGUUAUGAAGGACAACAGUUAUUGAAUGAUUAAUAAUUCUAGAAUAAAAUAAUAGAGCAUAGAUAAAGAUAGUUUAUUGCCUAAAGAUGAACAUAGAUAUAAUGUUGUAGGUGUAGUUAUAAAUAAAAUACAAAUAUAAAUAGAAUUUCAGAUAUUUAUUCAUUUUGCAUACUAAUGCUACUUUUUGUCAUGCAAUAUCAGAAAUCAGAGGCAAACCGCAGCACAAACACACACAUUGUGACACUAUGCAGACCUCAUUUGCAUCUUGAGAGGGAAUCCUGCAGCCCCGAAGUGCUGCAAAACAAAUUAGUGUGCCACUUUUUCAUCUCGUCAUGCAACAUCACACCCACAGUGAAAUUUCCUUUUUAUGUACAUCUGUUGCUGCUAUCUUUUAACCAUUCUGUGGCAGAUCCCUUCUCCCUGUUGAAAUUUCUCUGCUUUCUUGAGAUUUGUUGCCUAUAGGCCAUGAUUUUAAGCAUAGCAUGGUGAAUUGGAUUGGGGGAGGUUUUUUGUGAGUUCAGUGGAAGUAAAGGGGUGCUUACCAUUAAACCUUCUGUCCUCACUUUCCAAUAAGUUACAGCAGGUGAGGAUUGUUCUCCAAAGCCCCCUAAGGAGCCACAGUGCCUUCUGUAUCUGAGUCACAUUAAUCAACCCCUGACUCCCCACUCACAGUUGCUCUCGUCAGAAACCCCCUGCCCCUUACCUCCCUUGUGUAGAAGAUGUGAUCAACCACGCUACGCCUUAAAAUCAAAUCUCACCGGCUCCCAUGCUAGCAUUUGAAACAGGGAGAGUGAUGAUUUUGAAACUGGGCCAAGGUCAGGAAACAGUCAAGAGGCUAGGCUUCAUGCACAUUCAGAAUGGGCUGAACUAUUUAAAUCUCCCAUUCAUGCACUCAGUUUUGUAACAGCUACAAAAAUCAUAAGAGACCCUCACAGUUUCAAUCUGAGCCUUGUGCUUUAGACUUUUAAAACUCAACGGCCAUCAUUUCCAGAUCCUGCUAGCUGGCUAGCCCCUUUGGCUUCGGCAUAGCGCUUAUUUAUGUCCAUCCUACAGUUGUCCUGUGUACAGUUUCAGAUGACGUAGUUAGAGGUUUACAGGGGUGCAAAGCUUUUUGCUUACUUCUCAGGUCCCUCUAGAGCUAGGUAGCUAGUUAGACUUACAUAGGGAAGAAACCGCUACAGAACAGGCAGCUCUCAGAUUGAGUUAUUGUAUGGUUUUACUUGGCAUUGUUUCUUAUUGUUGAUCUCACCCCUCUUCUUUCACCACAAGUACAAUACACACUUCAAGCUCUUGCAUUUCAUUCAAAAGCUGGCAGAAUGCACCAAAACGACACAACUUUCAUUUAGCCUCCACUCGCUCGUCCUAAAUUGUAACAGCGGAUCCCAAAAGGCUGACACACAACAUUGUCCUUGUGUGAAAGCAUGGUGCGUGUAUGAGCUUUUUCCAAAACCUUAUCCCAUUAGUUUGGAAAAAAUACAAAUAUUUGUUUUUUCAGUAUGAUAUAAUUAUUUUAUGAAACACGGUUUAGGGGUGAAUGCAAGGUUUUUGCUCAGUCAUCAUCUGACUUUAUAUCUGCUUUUUGUCUUAACCCCUGGCUUUUGUCACUCUUUGGUGUUAAGAUCUAGCUAAUCUUUUUUUUCCCUUUCUUCUUCCCCAUGGGAUUAAAGAAAAACUAACAAACACACCACCCAGUCUCUCAGUGGGCUGUAAAAUUGUGUCAGUGGGUCCGUUGUAAGAUAACGUUUUGACAAAAACACAAAAAGGGCUCUCUUUAAAAAAAAAAAACUACAUAGUGGGGAUUAUUGUACAGUAGUGCUGCCAAAAGUUGUGCUUAUGUAGCUAAAGCCACACUGUGGUCUCCCCUUUGUACAGCACUAUAGGUGUGUGUGUGUGUGUGUGUGUGUGUGUGAGGAGGGACAUUGAAAGGGGGCCAAAACAAGAUGAGUGGCUGAUGUUGUGGGGUACUGUUUUGGGUCGAGGGUGGGUGCUUUAGGCGGGGACGGCAGCAGAUGUUUUAGUGAUGUUGAUGAACAAUUUCACAAUGGCACUGGACCACUUUUCAAGCUCACGCUCAGACUCAGAUUUUUUCACCUUCAACUGAUCCUCAUCUACUCCUGCUUUGAGAGGGGCAGGGCUACCGCUGUGACAGGGAGACAUUUUACUCUGUGACUUUAUGUAUGUUGUAUCUGAGAGUCUGUAUGUGUUCUCCAUGCAGAUAAACUGGUGUUUACCUUUGCUAAGGCUGAAACUGUUUAAUCAAGUAUACAUUACAGGCCCUGUUCACACUAACACAAACAUUGUAAAAAACCGGUAAUUGCACCUCCAACCCACAAACCAACUAAUUUAUUCAUAGAUAAAAAACUGAGAUUGAAAAAAAAUACCAAAUUUUUUAGUUAAAAAAAAAAACUCAAUUAGUGCUGCAUCAAUAUGGAAUAGAUAUGUACAGAUUUAAAGAAACAAUUACCUAGAAGCUCACUUCAUGCCUACUAUUACUUUCUAAUGUAGAAACCACUUGGGUGUUGAUGUUGGAGGAUUUAAUGGGGAUUUUUUUCACAGCCGUUUUUCUUUGACUGUACUCUGUACCCAUUAAACUUUAAAUAGAAGCUCAAGGUCUUAAUGACUCAGAAUAAAGGAGUGUCAUAACCUAAUUUCCUUACACUAGAUCCAAGAAAAUCUGUUGAAAUCAUUAAUGGCCACAGUGGGUGUGAAACAUCCCCAAAGAAUUGAUGUACGAUCGAUACAAAAAGUACCAGAGUGGGAAAAGUUGGGUACGAAAUGACCAAAGUGUGGAAUUACAAGUGGAUGAAAUUACCGGCAGUUUCGCUAUCUUAGCACUGCUUUAGCUGUGCCCAACAUAAAAUGUCAACUUUGCCGCCACCUACUGGUACCGAAUACAAAUACAUAGAUUUAUUUUUCAAAAAUGAAUGGAAAAUUUUUUAUUUUAAACAAAAUUUUCAUAGCACAUUUGAUUUACCAGUGCUAAACAAGCUGUCUUUGUUUUCUCUAUAGCAUAAAUUUUCUCACUGUAGAUUUAUGCUAUCUACCAUAACAAAUUAUUCACGAGAAAUAUCAAAAUUCAAAGUUAUUUAACUUGCAAUCAUACAAUUUACUGAAUAAGCAAUUUUUCCCCAAACCAGCCUAUCAGCCGUUUAAUUUUUAAUUAGUUUGAUUAAUUGCCGAACUGAUUUGAUGUUUCAGCCUUUAUUGAGUGCUUGGGUGAGUGAUUUGUGAUUUGUCCAAGUGUAUCCUCACACCAUCAGCUGCAGAAGGUAACCCUCAGUGCCUUACACCGUACAAAACAUGAUGACUCUCUCCACUCAUGAUUAUCACUGCAUCAUCUCCUUUGUUUCUCAUCCUUACUCAUUCCCACACUGAAUGAGUAAGAACUGUGGGACUGUGUGUGUGUGUGUGUGGAUGUGUGAAAGAGUAAAUUGUGGGGGAGUUGGUUGAUAAUCUGUGAUAUGUCUUACUCAUCCUCUCAUCACGUCUCAUGGUCUCAUGUCAUCAGAUGUAUAUUUGGCUCUGUAAUUAAUGUGUAUAAAUUCCAUAAAGUUUCUGAAAAGCCCACUGUGUUCAUCGUCAUUAAUUCUGUUACGGUCUUAUUCUGAUUUAUUUCUCUUACUCAUUCCCACUCUUUACAUUUCGUCAUUCCAGCACAUUGUGUGCAUGUUAUACCAUGUUUGAACACAAGGUUGCAGGAUUAAGCUUUCUUUAGUCAACAUCAGUGAGACAGAGAAGACUGAGUGAGUUGAUGCCUGUCUGUGUGGGUGUGAUUUCUCUGUGACGGUCUGUCUGCAACAUGACUAUAUGUUCCUUACCCUUUAUGGAGACAAACAGGCUUUAGAACUGACAAAUAGGGGUGUCAGUUUAUUUAUCUGCAUUUUGGGACUCUAGCUAACAAAUUAUUUGAUGUGCACCAUAUAACAUCAUUCAGAAAUAUAAAUACACAUGUAGCAGAUGUUUGUAAUAUUUUGCAAACUUCUUUGCGCCUACUUAUUGAAAUUAAGAUUAAUACUUAUAAUCUGAUGGCUUCAUAAACCUAUGUGAACGUUCAUAGUUAUUAUUUCUGACACACAGGUUAGGUGUCUCCUGUCGCCUCUGCAUCCCUGAAGGACCCUCUCUUCAUUUUCAUCUCUCUCUCUCUGUCUUUCAUCUUUAAUUUUGUCUUCUCCAUUUGUUUCCAUGCGCUUAGUGGAGACAUGUUGCUUCAAGGGAUUUAUCCUCAGCGUUUCGUUCUCAAAGUCGACAUCAAACAUGCUGCAGGCAGAUCUACUUAAAAAAUACGUAAAAAGUGUCAAAUGAAUUUAAAGAACAGAUCAUAUUUAUUAGUGUUCCUCUUAAUAAACUAUCAGACCUACAAUAUUUUGUCAGUAAAGAUUUUAGAUAAUCAAACUAUGUAACUGAUGAAUAAACCUUAUAAAGAACAUAGUUUGUUGAGUCUACAGUAGCCAAAAUCCAUGAAAAUUAUGUGAAACAAGACAAAAUUUGUUGAAGUAAGAACUUUUUUAGAGUAAAUUGUUCCAAACACACAAACUCAGAGAGAGAAUUGAAUACCAAUGCUUCCAUGGGUAACAAUUUCCUACAAAUGGUUGAAUAUUUCAAAGCAUUCUGUGCAGAGGUGCAGCGGGAGAACUCUCUGAAGCAACUGCAAAGCAUCCAUCUCAUAAUGAAGCAUCCCAUCCGACGCUCGACCCAGUAGAAACGAACCAGUGCCACACUAGAAAAACCAUACAGGAUUCAUUCAGCAAGUUAGGAGAAAAAAGAACAAUAUGAGCAUACAUGGCAAUUUAAGAUACAAGAGAAGUAUUUAAUUACAGAUUUGCAUGUGCAAUGUGCAUGCCACUAUGUGGGGUUAAUAAAUCAAUUCAGGAACUAAAAAAUUAUAUUAAAUAUAAGAAAAAAGGAUAUAUAUGUAAAAAAUAUAUAUAUAUAUAGAGAUAGAUGUUUUUAAGAGCAAUGUGUUUCUUUUUCUUCUAUUUUUAAAAACAAAAAAUGUGAAAACCCUUUGCAAAAAAAAAAAAAGAAAAAAUAUAUAAUAAUAAAAAUGACAAAAAAUGGAAAUGAUUUUGGUGAUGAAAUCAAAGAAUGUUUGUUUAUUAUAUUUGCCAGUUCUUUCACUGGGGGGAAACCAUGGGGCAACAAAGUUAGAUAACACUUUGCCUAGGGGUAAAAAAAAUAAAAAUAAGAACAGAGGAUCUUAAAUAGUGGGACAAUGCAUACAUAGCUUUUCUUUGAUGAAAAACAACCCCUUUGAAAGUAAAGAGUUGCCUGAAUCUGAAUCUGGUGAUGUUAUUCCCAUUUAUUCUGGCUAUGAAAUCUCUUCUUUUUCUCCCUUUCUUUGACCAUCUCUUUCUCUUCCUCAGUUUCUUUCUCUAUCCUGUUGUUUCUAAAAGUGCAUUUUGUAAUUUAAAACUGAAUUCUUCCUAAAGAACCAGAAUAAACCAGAGAGAAUGCAUUAUACCCA